AUGUCUUCAAAAACAUUCCUGUUCGCAUUUUGUGUCCUAAUUUUGUGCACCCUAAGUAUUUCCGUGGCCACCCCUGCUUAUAGUGUUGGUCUCGAUUAUAUGGGAAUCUGCGUCCGAAAUUGCGCCCAAUGCAAAAGAAUGUUUGGGAACUAUUUUGAUGGACCGGCUUGUGCAGAUUCUUGUUUAAGAUUUCGAGGGAAAAUUGUGCCAGAUUGUGAAGAUUUAAGGUCUAUUGAACCUUUUUUGACUAGCAAUGGUGAAAAAUUCGAAUGA
Messenger RNA from Ctenocephalides felis (cat flea), 273 nucleotides. Its product is annotated as eclosion hormone. Gene Ontology annotation, molecular function: ecdysis-triggering hormone activity. The transcript has 2 exons. The record is from RefSeq and is a predicted model, not a curated record. Gene Ontology annotation, biological process: ecdysis, chitin-based cuticle; neuropeptide signaling pathway. Lineage: Eukaryota; Metazoa; Arthropoda; Insecta; Siphonaptera; Pulicidae. Bases 1 to 273 code for a protein of 90 amino acids.